Molecule: messenger RNA, 3936 nt
Organism: Cavia porcellus (domestic guinea pig)
Lineage: Eukaryota; Metazoa; Chordata; Mammalia; Rodentia; Caviidae
Gene: Mlip
Product: muscular LMNA interacting protein
Source: RefSeq, a predicted model, not a curated record
ACAUGUGAUGAAUCAAUGCUUCCAGAGCAGGGGCUUCUGAGUGACUGCGGGAACAAUUAUUUCCAAAUGAACUCGUGCAUCCUAACAGGGAGCGUUCAGACCACACCCCAGGUCUCUUCUGGUGAUUCUGAAGCCAAACCGCUGAUGUUCAGCUUUGUCCCUACCAUUGGAAGACUUCCAGCCCAUAUUCAGUUGGCCAACACUUCCAAAUACCUUGUUAGAAUUCCUGAGGAGCCAGGUGAUAAGAGUCCAGAAACUGUAAAUAGGUCUAAAUCCACUGACGUGACCUUUAACAGUGGGAACAAUCAAGAGACAGUCCAAGGGACGCUGACUGGUCUAUCACAGGUCUGUGAAAAGAAUUCACAAGGAGGAAUAUUUAAAGCAAACGAUCUUCAAGGAAUGCAGCAAGGUGAUCUCUUCAAGGCUGAAUAUGUGUUUAUUGUGGACUCUGAAGGGGAAGAAGAAGUUACUAGCAGAAAAGCUGAUCAGGAGACACCAGGGCGCACAGGCAACACACUGGCCCGGCCCAAGUCCCUAGCUAUCUCCUCCAGUCUGGUCCCUGAUGUGGUGCGUCCCAAAGUAUGGGGGCCCGAACCCAAGACCAUGUCACGUACUGAAGCUCCUCAGGAGAUGGCCUCCCAACAAAGACAUGGACAGCAAUACAAGACCAAGUCCAGCUACAAGGUUUUUGCAGCAAUCCCUACAAACACAUUGCUUUUGGAACAGAAGGCGCUAGAUGCACCAGCCCAGGCUGAAAAUGUCUCCCAGGACAGCUCCCGAGACCUACCCCUGGAGUUGUGUUUCCCUGCACAGCUCAGGCAGCAAACCGAAGAGCUCUGUGCUACCAUUGAUAAGGUCUUGCAGGAUUCCUUGUCUAUGCAUUCUUCUGAUUCUUCUUCAAGGUCUCCAAAGCAGACAUUGCUGGGUUCUGAAACAAUCAAAACUCCUCCAACUCUUCCAAGAGCAGCCGGUCGAGAAACCAAAUACGCAAAUCUCUCAUCAGUGUCCUCUGCAGCCUCCGAAGGUCAGCUGACAAAGCCUGGAGUAAUUCGCCCAGUACCUAUAAAAUCCAAAAUAUUACUGAAGAAAGAGGAAGAAGAAGUCUACGAGCCAAAUCCUUUCAGUAAAUACCUGGAUGAUAACAGUGGCCUCUUUUCUGAACAGGACGUGACAGCCCCUCCCAAGCCAGUUUCGCUCCAUCCUUUAUACCAGACUAAACUAUAUCCUCCUGCUAAGUCUCUGCUGCGCCCACAGACCAUCUCGCACACCGACUGCCUUAGCCCAGGGCCCUUCGGUCAUUUGUCCUCCUCCUCCCUGCAUGACGAGCAGAGCUCUCACGCCCUCUUUAGCCACAUCGCAUGUGACAAGCUGGGUCAUCCAUUGGUGGCUAUUCCUGAACAUGAAACUCUUGAUUCCAAAGAGGCUGAGUUCUAAAAGUCAUAGUAGAGAGUGAGAUACAAACACCUCUUCCAAUCACCUGCUGCCUGAAGCCCAGGACUAUAUUCUUUUCAACAUGAAGGUCAAUUAAUUUCCAAAAACAGGAUCAGAUGCAUUUGAUUCUGAUCUCUCAGAUUUACUUGUUAUUAACACGACUAGCUGCUGAUAAAACACAUACCUGGCAGAUUGUUCUCUGGUUUUCUUACUCCUUAUCUUUGCAGAUUUUGAUAAAUAUUUAAGGGUGAUCAUGAUUACAAUUCAGACAGGAAGGUGACUGUGAAUUACCACCAGACUAUGACUUAUUUGCCACUUUGUGGUAUAUAAGGUUUUCCCAUUCACUUUAUUUUGAAUUUCAGAACCUCUGCUUAUGUCUAAGGUUUUUAUAAAAUAAGUCUAUUUCUCUUCCUGCAUUCUUUAGAUGAACAUAGAGAAACUCAGCAACUUGUUCAGGGAGCCACCCUCGCACUCUGGUUUAAUUCAAAGGUGAAGAUGCAGUUAUCAAGAAGACUAGACUCACUCACUUUAUUUUCUUGGGGAAGUUUCCAAAAAAUAUGAUUUCUCAGAAUAGCGGCUUAGUAAAUCAUGUUGCUGAGUUCAAAGUCUUGAUCUCAGGCAAGAACUUGGAAUCUGGAUUAUUGCCUGAUGAUUAGAAGAAAGUUCACAUACUUUAACAAGACAACUGACCAAAGGACCAGAAAAAUUUCUUACAAAAAUAAAUCCACUUAAUGCAGGCAACUCAAGAAAUAGCCAUUUUUUCCAGGCAUCUAGAUGGCUCCAGAUUUGACAAAAAAUGGACCAUCAAAAUGAUUUUUCUGUCAUUUAUUCUUGUCCUGUGUCUCUAGCCUGUUUUGGAGAAAUACAGAAAUAAUAAUAAUCAUUAAAAGCUAAUAUAUGAAGCAUUUUAUAAUUCACUAAGCAGGAAACCAGACUGUGAUGUAUAUUAUAAGAAUCUAAGGGGUUGUAAAUAUAGGAAGAACACUCACUCUCCACAAAACCGAAAUGACAUGAUCCAUUGUACACAUAUAUAAUGAUAAAAUAAUUCAGUUCAGUCUCAACUAAGAGGAAAUGCUUUACCACUUAAAGGACAACUUCACCUGAUAAUUUGACUUUUACACACAGCAAAACAAACCCUGUUCUUGGAGCCAGAGGUAGUUUAACAACUUAGACCUAGGUACCAGCCAGAUUUAGUGGUCUCACCUUGCUUGGGAUGAGGAGACAGGGAGACUGUGUUCUUUAGGUGUUAAGGUUCCAAGGGUGUGCCCCCAGCUCCGGCCCCCAGUACGGGGCUGGCAAUCAGGGUCUGCACAAUGACCUACACUCCCAGCCAUUUAAGUGGGCUUCUUUGUUUUGUUUUGCAACUUGGUCUCACUAAGUGGCUAAGUUGCUUAGACUGUGCUCAAACUUGUGAUUGCCAGGCUCCCAGAAGAUGGUUCACAGCCCUUGGGAAAGACUUUCCUGGGUUUUACAAAAGGACCAAUCCAGUUUUUUCUACUCCCCUGUCCCUGCCUUCUGUUCCCCUCCCUUCCUUCCUCCCUUCCCCUUUCCUUCCUUCCUUCCUUCCUUCCUGCCUUCCUGCCUUCCUGCCUUCCUGCCUUCCUGCCUUCCUGCCUUCCUGCCUUCCUCCGCCCUCCCUGUUUUCUUCUCUCCUUCCCCUUCCCCCCUUCCCCCUUCCCUCCUGUCCCCCCUCUUCCCCUUAGCUUCCUCCCCCCUCCCUCCUUCCCUUCCUACCUUCCUUCCGUCCUUAUUUCUGGUGAUUGAAUCCAGGGCAUUUGCGCAGAGCUACACCCUCAACCCCUUUUUAAAUCUGGAGACACUGUCUUGUGAAACUGCUAUGUUGCACAGGCUGAGCUCCAGCUUCCUCCUUUAGCCUGUCACCUGCCUGGUCCCAUCUGGUUCUCUAAGGUUUUUAUUGCCCCUUAAGGAAGGGAAUAAAGUACUUAGAAUGGCAAGUCUCCCAGAGAGAGGAAGAGGAGAGAACUUCAUUUCAUCUUCAUUUCAACUUCAUCCUGAAACUGAAAGAUUCUGACUGAAAGCAACCACUAGAAAAAAGGAAACAUGUCUUAUUUUUCUCUUCUGGGAAUUCAAGUUUACUACAGGCUAGAUGGGAGUCUGACAAUUGCAGUUUCUCCUUGAAAUUCAUCUCAGUAGGUUCAAGUUAGAGUUGGUAUUUAGUAAGUACUAACACUGAGCAAUCAUUAGACAUAGACGGACUUACAAGCCCUCUGUCUGGAGCCUUCAGAAGACGAUUUCUAGACUUUUCAACUGAAAAUGAGUGGUUAGAGGGAAGUUACUAACUCUUUGAAACUCAGGUCUUCUACAAAGGGGUGGCUCUGACUCCGGACGCAAUGGUGCGCGAUCCGGGGGUCACACACCUCCAGUUCUGUCAUGCUGCCUUUACAGCAUGUUAGCUACUGAGCAUUUUAUACAUAAUCAACUCAAUAAAUUCCAGUGCCUGACCUAUGUUUUUAUAUCAAAAUUAAUAGUUACACACGAGACAAA